CCGUCGCCCGCCGCGGCCCGCGGCCAUGGAUCUGCUCCGCGCGAGCCUCCACAAGGUCCGCAUCCCGGAGCCCACCAACCGCAUCCACAAGGACGAGUGCUGCGUCUCCUUCGACACCCCCAGGUCGGAUGGCGGGCUGUACGUGGACAUGAACUCGUUCCUGGCGUUCGGGAGGGACCACGUGGCCUGGAACUUCGAGAAGACGGAGAACCCCGUGUACCUCCGCAUCGUGCAGCGCCGGAAGCCCGACCCCGAGGAGGCGGAUCGCCCGCUCAAGAAGCCCACCCUGCUCGCCAUCGGAGUGGAGGGAGGUUUUUCUGAACAAGAACCUGAGUAUGACGUUACUUAUGAAAUUGUUGUCUUGCCUGAAUUUGCUUCUCUCCCAUUUCCAUCAGUUGACUUGCCAGAGAAGGUUAGGCUCGCAGUUGAUAAAGUUAUACUUGCUGAAAGUGCUGAUAGAAAGCAACAACUGGCUUCAUGGGUGGCUGACAAGAAGCUAAUCAGUGCACAUGCUAUGGAUCUGCAACAACUAGACAAUGGUGUAAUUGUGCCUCCUAAUGGAUGGAAGUGUAGCAAGUGUGAUAAAACAGAGAAUCUCUGGUUAAAUUUAACCGAUGGUAUGAUCCUCUGUGGGAGGAAGGUCUGGGAUGGAAGUGGUGGGAAUAAUCAUGCUGUUGAACACUACCAGCAGACUAAAUAUCCUCUAGCGGUAAAGCUUGGAACAAUUACUGCUGAUUUGGAAGGAGCAGACGUUUACUCAUACCCGGAAGAUGACAGCGUUGAAGAUCCACUAUUGGCUCAGCACUUAUCACAUUUUGGUAUCGAUUUUUCUUCACUCCAAAAGACUGAGAUGACCACUGCCGAAAGAGAACUUGACCACAACACAAAUUUUGAUUGGAAUAGAAUACAAGAAAGUGGCAAAGAUGCUGAACCUUUAUAUGGACCGGGCUAUACUGGCCUUGUAAACCUUGGAAAUAGUUGCUAUAUGGCUUCAAUAAUGCAAGUUAUGUUUUCAACCCAUCCAUUUAUAUCAAGGUACUUCGAGAAGCAGAGUUUGAAAGCAGCAUUCGCAAUGUCCCAAGCUGAUCCAACAUUGGAUGUUAACAUGCAAAUGACAAAGUUGGCGCAUGGUAUACUCUCUGGUAAAUAUUCUAAGCCCAAUCAGGAGGGACAAGUAGGAAUACGUCCCCGUAUGUUCAAGUCUGUUAUUGCAGCAAGUCAUCCUGAGUUUUCCAGUAUGAGGCAACAGGAUGCCCUGGACUUCUUCCUUCAUCUUAUUGAAAAAGUUGAUCAGGCAAACCAUGGAGACCACCAGUCAAAUCCCUUUUCAGGUUUCAAGUUCAUUGUUGAGCACCGGGUUCAAUGCCCUUCUGGCAAAGUUUCUUACAACACACAUUCUGAAAACAAUCUUUCUUUGAGCAUACCGUUGCACGAAGCGACUAACAAAGAGCAGCUAGAAGCGUUUCAUGAGAAGAAAGCUGCAAUGGACUUGGAUGGAAAGGAAGUGUCUAGUGAGGAAAUUGUGAGGCCAAGAGUCCCACUAGAGGCAUGCUUAGCAAGUUUUUCAGGCGAAGACGAAGUUCCUGAUUUUUACAGCACUGCAUUAAAUUCAAAGACAACAGCAAUUAAGACUACUGGCCUUAAAACUUUUCCUGAUUACCUGGUGCUGCAGAUGCGUAAGUUUGUAAUGGGGGAAGGAUGGGUGCCAAAGAAACUCGAUGUUUAUAUUGAUGUGCCUGAUAUAAUCGAUAUAUCGCACAUGCGCAGCAAAGGUGUACAGCCUGGGGAAGAGCUACUACCUGAAGGAGCUUCUUCUGGUGACAAAGUAGAACCUGCUCGUCCUGUUGCCAAUGAGGACAUUGUGUCCCACCUUGCAAGCAUGGGGUUCAAUUAUGUUCGCUGUCAGAAAGCUGCUAUAAAUACAUCGAAUACAGGUGUUGAGGAGGCGAUGAAUUGGCUCCUCUCACACAUGGAUGAUCCAGAUAUUGAUGAUCCGAUAUCUCAAGAUCCAACGUCUGCUGAAAGCACUAUUGAUGAAGCAAGUGUUCAAACUCUUAUAUCCUUUGGAUUUCAAGAAGAUGUUGCCCGGAUGGCCUUGAAAGCUUCCGGUGGGAAUAUUGAGAGAGCCACGGACUGGGUUUUCAACAACCCUGAUGCAUCUAGCUCCGUCUCUGCUGAUUCUUCAGCAAGUAAUGUAAAAGAUGAGGAUCCAUACAUAACAGAUGGAAGUGGCAGAUACAAGCUGAUGGCGUUUGUGAGCCAUAUGGGCACCUCUACCCAUUGUGGGCACUAUGUGGCCCAUGUCCUCAAAGACGGGAGGUGGGCAAUCUUCAACGACAGCAAGGUAGCUGCAUCUGUUGACCUGCCCAAGGAUAUGGGAUACCUCUAUUUCUUUCAGAGGAUUAGCAGUUGAAGCAGACAUCACGGGCAAAGAAUGAAGUCAUAGUUCAAGCACGCCUAUCUUUUGCAAAUCUUUUUAAAGGAUUGUUUUGCCGUGCUGGUUGUAGACUGGUCACCUAGGAAGCUGCUUUGUUGGUUUAGACAUUAUGCAUUGGCAACUAAAGUACGUUUAUGCUAGUACCAUGUGACUGUUCAUGCAAUGGAAGGAAUGGAUGGUUGUAUUGGAGUCA
Molecule: messenger RNA, 2630 nt
Organism: Lolium rigidum
Lineage: Eukaryota; Viridiplantae; Streptophyta; Magnoliopsida; Poales; Poaceae
Product: ubiquitin carboxyl-terminal hydrolase 14-like
Exons: 19
Coding region: 26-2413 (795 amino acids)
Biological process (GO): protein deubiquitination
Molecular function (GO): zinc ion binding; protein binding; cysteine-type deubiquitinase activity
Source: RefSeq, a predicted model, not a curated record